AGAAAGGCAUGGGGCGCCCGCGGGCCGGGGCCGGGGCCGGGGCCUAGGCAGGCGGACCUGCGAACGGACGCGAGCGGCGGCGGUGGCGGCGCAGCGCAGCGGCCGAGCGGGCCAGAGGCGGCCAAGGCGCCCGGCGCAGGUGCUGGUGCCCUCCUUUCUGCUGGGUGCCUGGUGGCCUGGUGUGUGCCCAGGACCCAGCAGGGCCCCUGUCCUGCUCUUCUUCCUGCCAUCACAUCUGAUCCUGUGCCUGGAGGCAUGUGUGUGCCAGCCCUUGGUCCAGCACCUGUACCUGAGGUGACACCCACUGGGUCCCACCGAGUUCCCGUUUUUCCUGUGCACGAAGUUCCCUGGUUGCAUCGCCGCUGCCCGGGAGAGGUGAGUUGGGUGCCCUGUUAGGGCAACAGACGGCCCCUGUCCCCGUGGGCCGGGAUCAUGAAAGGCCUCGGCGACAGCCGCCCACGCCACCUCUCCGACAGCCUGGACCCCCCGCACGAGCCCCUGUUUGCAGGGCCUGACCGCAACCCCUACCUGCUGUCACCCACCGAGGCCUUUGCCCGCGAGGCCCGCUUCCCCGGGCCUGGCACGCUGCCUGGAGACGGCCUCUUUCCCCUCAACAACCAGCUGCCGCCCCCCAGCAGCACCUUCCCACGCAUCCACUACAACUCCCACUUUGAGGUGCCUGAGGAGAGCCCCUUCCCCAGCCACGCCCAGGCCACCAAGAUCAACCGGCUGCCAGCCAACCUCCUGGACCAAUUUGAGAAGCAGCUGCCCAUCCAUCGGGAUGGCUUCAGCACCCUGCAGUUCCCCCGCGGCGAGGCCAAGGCCCGCGGCGAGAGCCCCGGCCGCAUCCGGCACCUGGUGCAUUCGGUCCAGCGGCUCUUCUUCACCAAGGCGCCCUCACUGGAGGGCACGGCCGGAAAGGUCGGCGGCAAUGGUGGCAAGAAAGGUGGCCUGGAGGACGGCAAGGGCCGCAGGGCCAAGAGCAAGGAGCGGGCCAAGGCCACCGAGCCCAAGCGGCGCAGCCGCUCUAACAUCUCAGGCUGGUGGAGCUCCGACGACAACCUGGACGGGGAGACCAGCGCCUUCCGCAGCGGCCCGGCCUCUGGGCUGAUGACGCUGGGCCGGCAGCAGGAGCGCAGCCAGCCACGCUACUUCAUGCACGCCUACAACACCAUCAGCGGGCAUAUGCUCAAGUCCACAAAGAACACCGCCAGUGAGCUCACCACACCACCACCCCCACCCGCACCCCCGGCCACCUGCCCCAGCCUUGGGGUGGGUACCGACACCAACUACGUCAAACGGGGCUCCUGGUCUACUCUGACCCUCAGCCAUGCCCACGAGGUCUGCCAAAAGACCUCAGCCACCUUGGACAAAAGCCUGCUGAAGUCCAAGUCCUGCCACCAAGGUCUAGCCUACCAUUACCUUCAGGUGCCCGGCGGAGGCGAGUGGAGCACCGCGCUGCUGUCCCCGCGUGAGGCGGACUCCGCGGCCGAGGGGCCCAUCCCGUGCCGGCGCAUGCGCAGCGGCAGCUACAUCAAAGCCAUGGGCGACGAGGACAGCGACGAGUCGGCCGGCAGCCCCAAGCCCUCACCCAAGACCGCGGCGCGGCGCCAGAGCUACCUGCGGGCCACUCAGCAGUCGCUGGGAGAGCAAAGCAACCCCCGCAGGAGUCUGGACCGACUGGACUCGGUGGACAUGCUGCUGCCUUCCAAGUGUCCCAGCUGGGAAGAGGAUUACAACCCCAUCAGCGACAGCCUCAAUGAUUCCAGCUGCCUCAGCCAGAUGUUUGGACAGGCCUCCCUGCUCCCCCAGUUGUUUGGCCAUGAGCAGCAGGUGCGGGAGGCAGAUCUGAGCGACCAGUACGAGGCAGCCUGCGAGUCAGCCUGCAGCGAGGCGGAAUCGGCAGCAGCUGAGGCACUCGACUUGCCACUGCCCAGCUACUUCCGCUCCCGCAGCCACAGCUACCUGCGGGCGAUCCAGGCGGGCUGUUCGCAGGAGGAGGACAGUGUGUCCCUGCAGUCCCUCUCCCCACCGCCCAGUACGGGCAGCCUCAGCAACAGCCGCACGCUUCCAAGUUCAUCAUGCCUAGUGGCGUAUAAGAAGACCCCGCCACCCGUCCCUCCACGUACCACAUCAAAGCCCUUCAUCUCCGUCACAGUCCAGAGCAGCACCGAGUCCGCCCAGGACACGUAUCUGGACAGCCAGGACCACAAAAGUGAGGUGACAAGCCAGUCGGGCCUGAGCAAUUCCUCGGACAGCCUGGACAGCAGUACUCGACCACCCAGCGUGACGCGGGGUGGAGUCACCUCAGCCCCUGAGGUCCCAGAGCCACCCCUAAAACAUGCAGCUCUGAAGAGUGGUGAACAAGGGACGCUAACCAGUUCUGAGGCCCACCCUGAGGCCAUCCCCAAACGGAAACUGUCAUCGAUAGGAAUACAAGUUGACUGCAUUCAGCCAGUGCCAAAAGAGGAGCCCAGUCCCGCUACCAAAUUCCAGUCCAUCGGGGUUCAGGUAGAGGACGACUGGCGAAGCAGCGCCCCCUCUCACAGUAUGUCCUCCCGACGGGACACUGACUCGGACACCCAGGAUGCCAAUGACUCGAGCUGUAAGUCAUCAGAGAAGAGCCUCCCGGACUGUACCCCGCACCCCAACUCCAUCAGUAUUGAUGCUGGCCCCCGGCAGGCCCCCAAGAUUGCCCAGAUCAAGCGCAACCUCUCCUAUGGAGACAACAGCGACCCUGCCCUGGAGGCGUCCUCGCUGCCCCCACCAGACCCCUGGCUGGAGACCUCCUCCAGCUCGCCAGCAGAGCCAGCUCAGCCAGGGGCCUGCCGCCGGGAUGGCUACUGGUUCUUGAAGCUGCUUCAGGCAGAAACAGAGCGCCUGGAAGGUUGGUGCUGCCAGAUGGACAAGGAGACCAAAGAGAACAACCUCUCUGAAGAAGUCUUAGGGAAAGUCCUCAGCGCAGUGGGCAGCGCCCAGCUGCUGAUGUCCCAGAAGUUCCAGCAGUUCCGGGGCCUCUGUGAGCAGAACUUGAACCCUGACGCCAACCCACGCCCAACAGCCCAGGACCUGGCAGGGUUCUGGGACCUGCUGCAGCUGUCCAUCGAGGACAUCAGCAUGAAGUUCGAUGAGCUCUACCACCUCAAGGCCAACAGCUGGCAACUGGUGGAGACCCCCGAGAAGAGGAAGGAAGAGAAGAAACCACCCCCUCCCGUCCCAAAGAAGCCUGCCAAAUCCAGGCCGGCCGUGAGCCGCGACAAGGCCUCCGACGCGAGCGACAAGCAGCGUCAGGAGGCCCGCAAGAGACUGCUGGCAGCCAAGCGGGCAGCAUCCGUGCGGCAGAACUCGGCCACAGAGAGCGCAGACAGCAUCGAGAUCUACGUCCCCGAGGCCCAGACCCGUCUCUGAGGCCAGGAGGGAGACCAGUGCAGACCAUUAAACUCAUGCGAACGCGAGUGGAACAAAGCCUCCUCAGCCUUCAGUGUGGUUUCCUCGCUAGAGACCCUAGGCCAAAAUUGACACAUCCAAGGGCUCACAAUUUGGCUUUUUCGGGUCCCUCCCAGCUUUAGGUUCUCAAGACUUCA
Molecule: messenger RNA, 3584 nt
Organism: Ochotona princeps (American pika)
Lineage: Eukaryota; Metazoa; Chordata; Mammalia; Lagomorpha; Ochotonidae
Gene: DLGAP4
Product: DLG associated protein 4
Exons: 13
Coding region: 433-3408 (991 amino acids)
Biological process (GO): signaling
Cellular component (GO): glutamatergic synapse; postsynaptic specialization
Molecular function (GO): molecular adaptor activity
Source: RefSeq, a predicted model, not a curated record